GUGCCGGCGAGCGCUAGAGUGUCGCUCUGCACACUGACAGCUGCGUUAAUUCCUCCGAACAGAUAUUCCCGUCUGCUUUUGAAUCUCUGUUAUUUACCGAAAAGGUUGACUUAUGGCAGCUCUUAAAUACGCCGGCAUGGACGAUACAGACAGUGAGGAUGAGUUACCACCUGGAUGGGAGGAGAGAUCUACGAAAGAUGGUUGGGUUUACUACGCAAACCAUGAUGAAAUGAAGACACAGUGGGAACACCCGAAGACAGGAAAGAAAAAGCGUUGUGCUGGAGAUCUUCCGUAUGGUUGGGAGCAAGAAACUGACGAAAAAGGACAAAUAAUUUAUGUUGAUCACAUUAACAAGCGGAGCACGUAUUUUGACCCACGCCAGGCUUUUACGGUGGAGGACGUGGUGCUGAAGCCAAAACGUUACGAUUCAAACUCCGCUGCCCUGGAGAUCCUGCAAGGCCGAGACCUUUCUGACAAGGUUGUCCUCAUCACUGGUGGCAACGCAGGCAUUGGAUUCGAGACGGCCAGGUCUUUCGCUCUCCACGGUGCGCAUGUGAUCAUAGCGUGCCGAAACCUGUCCCGGGCCAACAAGGCAGUCAGCGCCAUACAGCAGGAGUGGCACAAAGCAAGAGUAGAGGCCAUGAUGUGCAACCUGGCUUCCUUCCGCAGUGUCCGGGAGUUCGCCGAGUCUUUCAAGGCCACGAAACUGCCCCUGCAUAUUCUGGUGUGUAAUGCAGCAGUGUGCACUCAGCCCUACAGUCUGACAGAAGACAACCUGGAGUCCACCUUCCAGAUCUGCCAUUUAGGCCACUUCCUGCUAGUGCAGUGCCUGCAGGACGUGCUGCGUCGCUCGGCCCCCGCCCGUGUUGUGGUGGUAUCCUCUGAGUCCCACAGGUUCACGGACCUGUUAGACUCAUGUGGCAAGGUGGACCUGGCCCUGUUGUCUCCCUCCAAGAAGGAGUACUGGUCCAUGCUGGCUUACAACAGGGCCAAACUCUGUAACAUCCUCUUCAGCAGCGAGCUCCACCGUCGCCUUUCACCUUAUGGCGUCACGUCCAACGCGGUGCAUCCUGGGAACAUGAUGUACACCUCGAUUCACCGGAGCUGGUGGCUGAUGACCUUCCUCUUCACACUGGCCAGGCCGUUCACCAAGUCUAUGCAACAAGGGGCGGCCACUACGGUGUACUGUGCUGUGGCUCCGGAGCUGGAGGGCUUGGGCGGCAUGUACUUCAACAACUGCUUCCGCUGCCUGCCGUCCAUCCAGGCCCAGGAUCAGAGCAGUGCUGCCAGUCUGUGGGAGCUGAGUGAGCGCCUGGUUGCAGAGAGGUCAGUGGGCAUUCAGGCCCUCUAAUGGACAGAAGACGGGGACGAGGACGAGGACGAGGAGGAGGAGGAGUGGGGGGAGGCUAGCCAAACAGGAAUCAAAGAGGAAGCAGCUGAUGUUGACUUGGGUAUGAACUAAAAAGAUGACUGUACUCUGACUGCACUAUACAAGAGCUGCCAAACCACAGAAGUCCAUCUGGAUAUGUGACAUCACCACAGGGGCUAAAACACACAACAAACAAAGUACAGGAGGGGGUGGGGGGGAGUUCAUAUACAAUCUAUUAAAUUAACUAAACUUUGGGUCCAACUCUGCUGUGGUAGUUUACAAUGGGAAGUGGGGGAUCAGGAAAAGAAGUUAUAUCUUCCUCUGUUUGUGUCUGUAGCCUUUGUAAAUUCUAAUUUCCUUUUCAGAAAUGUCUAUUUGAAAGAACAAGUCAAAAAAAAAAAAAGUAAAUGACUUAUCUCUGUAACAAUAAAGGAUUACCUAGCAAGCAUACACUCUGUGGCAUAUGCGUCCGACAUCAGCAAUAGUGCACUAUACGGUCUUCCCAAUUAAUGUCUGUAUAUUCAUUAUCCUCUUGUCUAGUUCUAUGUAGAUGUUUAUGUUUCCUAUUGAGAUACAGAGAGCGUUGGUUAAUCAUUGUGCUAAAUCUUUCUGGGCAAGAAGAAAUAAAGAGUAAUGGGAAGGUGACACGCGUUAAUAUAUAAACACACUAGAGGUACGGUUCUUAUGGCUAUGUACAUUACUCUGCAAUAAUUGUAUUUCUUAUCAAUGUCCCUAUUUGUUUUCUGUACAAUAUUUACAGCAUCCUAAACAACGUCCUGGCCAUGUGCUAAAGGGGUGUGGACAUCUUUUUUUUUGUUCGUUUGUUGUUCUCAUUUCUACAGUAAAUGACUCAACCUAAAUAUUAUUAAUCCAUACUCUGUUAAGUCUUUACAGUCAGUCGUUACAAUUUGGAGAUAUUUUCAUGGGCUGAUCUGUGUCCAUUUGUAUAGGAAUACAGCAGGUGGACCAUCUUAUUUACAGAGUCCGGGAUCUUUCUUUCUAAAUCAUCAGUAGUGUUGAACUCUGGCUUUGGGGAUGGCUCUGGAUUGUUUGCCCUGAAGCUGCUGAAGGUGGGCGAGGGGCACUUUUGAGACAUUGUGCUUUAUGGCAGUCUGGGUUGCCGCAGGUCGUUCUUGAAACAGCAUGCCAGUGUCAAGAUAUCUGUAAAAUAAAAGCAAAUGAGAGAGAACAUUCAAUAAAAGUCUGCUUUACA
Messenger RNA from Mugil cephalus (flathead mullet), 2582 nucleotides. It is a transcript of the gene wwox, whose product is annotated as WW domain containing oxidoreductase. Gene Ontology annotation, molecular function: protein binding. The transcript is spliced from 9 exons. Bases 113 to 1351 code for a protein of 412 amino acids. The record is from RefSeq and is a predicted model, not a curated record. NCBI's taxonomy places the organism in Eukaryota, Metazoa, Chordata, Actinopteri, Mugiliformes, Mugilidae.